Molecule: messenger RNA, 6459 nt
Organism: Lutzomyia longipalpis
Lineage: Eukaryota; Metazoa; Arthropoda; Insecta; Diptera; Psychodidae
Product: fatty acid synthase-like
Exons: 4
Coding region: 1-6291 (2096 amino acids)
Biological process (GO): fatty acid biosynthetic process
Molecular function (GO): 3-oxoacyl-[acyl-carrier-protein] synthase activity; oxidoreductase activity; fatty acid synthase activity
Source: RefSeq, a predicted model, not a curated record
AUGCCAGCAAUACCAGAGGAAUAUUCUUCUGACUUAAGUUACAACGGUGAACUGUUAGGAAAUGGAUAUCAAAAUAACGAACGAAAUUUCCCAAAUGAUAUUGUAAUAUCAGGCUUUUCAGGACGUUUUCCUGAGAGUUCUAAUGUUGAAGAAUUCAGGAAUAAUCUCUUCAACGGUGUUGACAUGGUAAACGAUGAUCCACGUCGCUGGCCUAAGGGUCUGUACGAUCUACCUCCGCGCAUGGGAAAAAUCAAACAGGAAGAUUUGGAAAACUUUGACCACACUUUCUUUGGCGUUCACCAGAAGCAAGCUGAAGGUAUGGAUCCUGUUCUUCGGAUGCUUCUUGAGACUACCUAUGAGGCUAUCGUUGAUUCAGGCUACAACCUUCAGGAAUUACGUGGUUCUCGUACUGGCGUAUACGUCGGUGUCUCUUCAUCAGAGGCAGAAGAGUACUGGAGCAGUGAUCCAGAUUUGGUUAGUGGAUACGCCUUGACGGGAUGUGCUAGAUCAAUGUUUGCCAAUCGCCUCUCAUUCACAUUUGAUUUUCGUGGACCAAGUCAUGCCGUUGAUACAGCAUGCUCUAGUUCUCUCUACGCAAUGACUCAAGCUGCUCAGGAUAUGCGCGCGGGACGAUGCGAUGCUGCCAUUGUGGCCGGAGCUAAUGUCUUUCUCAAACCCAUUUGGAUGCUACAAUUUAAGAAGUUGAACCUACUAAGUCCUGAUGGAGUAUGCAGGGCCUUCGAUGAGUCUGUAAAUGGGUAUGUACGAGCAGAUGGAUGUGUGGUAAUAUUCCUGCAGAAAGCUAAAGAUGCUCGUCGUAUUUAUUCAACAAUUAUUAACAUACAAUCAAAUACAGAUGGUACCAAAGAGGAAGGUAUUAUGUAUCCCAAGAGUGUGAUGCAGAAGGAACUAAUUAAGCACACUUUUGAGGGUACUAAUCUCAAUCCGCAUGAUGUUGUAUACGUUGAAGCUCAUGGGACAGGAACUAAAGCUGGUGAUCCACAAGAAGCCAAUGCAAUUUGUGAUUUCUUUUGCAAGGAUCGUCAAACCCCGCUUCUUAUUGGUUCAGUUAAAUCCAAUAUGGGCCACUCUGAACCAGCAUCUGGGUUGUGUUCCAUUGCUAAAAUGCUUAUUGCCAUGGAAGAGGGUGUUAUUCCGGGGAAUUUGCACUACAAAAAUGCAAAUCCAGAAAUUUAUGGUCUAUUUGAUGGGCGUUUAAAGGUUGUAGAUAAGAACACACCAUGGAAUGGAGGGAUCGUUGCUUUUAAUAAUUUUGGAUUUGGCGGUGUAAAUGCUCACCUUAUUAUGAAGUCUUAUUCAAAGCCAAAGAAAACAAACCAAAAUGAUGGAUUUCCACGUUUAGCAGUGGUGUCAGGACGUACCAUUGAUGCUGUGAAAACUCUCUUGGAUGACAUUGAGGCUCAUGCUGAGGAUGAGGAAUAUUUAGCAUUAAUUAAUGAAAUUCAUGCCAGAAACAUCCCCCUACAUAACUAUCGAGGAUACAUAGUUGUGAGCAAAGGUCAGCCUAUUCAUGAUGUGAUUGAAACCACUGAAGCAAAACGUCCUCUGUGGUUCAUCUACUCAGGUAUGGGCUCACAGUGGGCCUACAUGGCCAAGGAACUGAUGCAAAUUGAAGUCUUCAGCAAAAGUAUCCAUCGAUGUGCUGAAGUGUUGCACCCCGAAGGCAUUGAUCUCAUUGAAGUUGUAACCAGAAUGGAUAAAUCUCGCUUCGAUGUUUUAUAUAGUUUCAUUUCAAUUACCUCACUGCAAAUUGCUCUAACUGAUCUCUUGACACACCUGAGGAUUGUGCCUAAUGGAAUCAUUGGACAUUCUAUUGGAGAACUCGGAUGCGCCUAUGCUGAUGGAUGUCUUACACUGGAACAGACCAUUCUAGCAGCAUACUGGCGAGGAAAAAGCAUCAUAGACUGUAACUUGAUUCCCCGAAUGAUGGCUUCUGUUGGUCUAUCUUGGGAAGAAUGCUUGAAACGCCUACCUGUGGAUAUCGUGCCAGCCUGCCACAACAGCGCAGAUAAUGUUACUAUAUCUGGACCUGUAGAAUCCGUCAAAAAAUUCGUAAAAAUUCUCGAGACAGAAGGAAUAUUUGCAAAAAUUGUUGAUUCAUCAGGUAUAGCUUUCCACAGCAAGUACAUGGCAGAUGUAGGUCCAAUCCUUAAAAAAUCUCUGGAUAAAAUUAUUCCCAAUCCUAAAAAUCGUACAGAAAAAUGGAUUAGUUCGAGUAUCCCGAAAACUGCAUGGAAUACACUGAUGGCCAUGCAAAGUUCUUCGGCUUAUCAUGUGAACAACCUUCUAUCUCCUGUUCUGUUCCAUGAAGCAGUUCAGAAUAUCCCAAAGAAUGCUAUUUGUAUCGAAAUUGCACCUCAUGGACUUUUGCAACCAAUACUAAAGCGAUCCCUUGGGAAGGAUGUAACACACCUGAGCCUUUGUAAGCGCAAUCAUGAGAAUAAUGUUGAAUUUUUACUCAACAACAUAGGGAAACUCUAUGCAGCUGGAGCUCAGCCAGUUGUUAACAGACUUUUUCGUCCAAUAUCAUUUCCUGUGGGACGUGGCACACCGAUGCUAAAUUCGAAGAUUAAAUGGGAUCACUCACAGAAGUGGAUAGUCCCAUACUAUGGCUCAGGUGGCACGUCUUGGCAAACAGUUGUGAAUUUCAAUGUUUCCAAUGAGGAAGAUUCCUUCCUGUUGGGACAUAUCAUUGACGGACGUGCUAUUUUCCCUGCCAUGGGAUAUAUUACUCUUGCUUGGCGCCAAUUUGCAAGGACUCAGGGAAAUACCUACGAUCGUUUACGGGUGGUCCUAGAAGAUGUAGUCUUCCACCGUAUGAUCAUCUUACCUGCAGAUGGUUCUCUGCAAUUUGGCAUUAAUUUUCUUGAUGGUUCUGGGAAAUUUGAAAUAUGCGAAGGUGGUACUGUAGUCAUGUCAGGAACUAUCCGAUCUUCAAAUCACACAGUUCAGGAAGAAUUGCAAAGUGAUCAAAUUCCUGAGUCCAAAACUGGCUUACCAUUAAUUGCCAAUGAUGUUUACAAGGAACUGCGUCUUCGUGGCUAUGAUUAUAGAGGACAGUUUCGUGGUGUAGUCCAGGUUGAUCCUAAUGCAGAAACAGGUAAAUUAUUAUGGGCUAAGAAGAAUUGGGUAACCUUCAUGGAUUCCAUGCUUCAAUUUAGUAUCAUGGGGACUGACAUACGUGAACUAUUCGUUGCAACACGUAUUGAUAAAGUUAUUAUUGAUCCAAUGAAGCACUUGGAAUUAGCUUCCAACAUAGAUGAAGGAGAAAGAGCAAUUUUCCCAGUUCACAUGGACAAGGAUAUAAAUUUAAUCAAGAGUGGUGGAAUAGAAAUACGAGGAAUUACAACAUUCCAGAUCCCUAGGAGCCAAUGCCCUAAACAGGAACCUAAAUUGGAAAGAUACGUUUUUGUACCAAAUUGCAACAAUCAAAACUUAUCCAAUGAUUCAGCCAUAGCGAGGAAUCAUGCAAUCACUAGUGUUGUACAACUUGCCGUUGAAAACUGCAAAGGUGCACUUAAAAUUAAGACUGCUGAAGUUCUUCUAGAAAAAGGAGAAGGAGCUCUUCUGAGUACAGACGUACAACGAAUAAUUGAAACAGAGCCAACAAUAUGCAGCGAUAUUUCUGUUGUAACAACUCAGAGCACCCCAAAACUGCAGCAGAUUGCAACUGAUUUUGGUAUUCGUAUUACAGAAAAGGAUAUCACCGCAGGACCUAUUGAUUCUGGAUGUCAUUUGUGCAUAGCAACUGAUAUUCUCACACGUCCCAAUGUUGAAGUGAUUUUAAAGAAUCUUCGGGGAUCCAUAAAAGAAGACGGCUUUAUCCUUCUUGAAGAAUAUACGAAUAAGAGCAGCAGCAACCGUGAAAACAGACUUUUCCAGAAACUAGGCUUUGUUGUAGUUGCAUCACAUACCAGCUCAAAUAGGAACUAUUUACUUCUACGUCCUGUCUUCGAUAUUAAUUCCCAAAAUAUUCAACUAAUCAGUGUGACUGAAAAGAACUUUAACUGGUUGGAAAAUUUCAAAUCUGCCAUUCAGACUGCAGAGAGUGAGAACAAGCUAGUCUACAUCGUAUGCCAGGGAGAAGAACUAUUUGGUGGGAUGGGCUUCAUGAACUGCAUUAAAAUGGAAGCAGGUGGCAAGUUUGCUAGAUUAUUCUUCAUUCAAGACACCGAUGCACCGGAAUUUUCUCUAUCUAAUCUCUUCUAUUUGGAUCAGGCGGCAAAGAAUCUAACUUGCAAUGUUCUUAAAAAUGGUUCUUGGGGUUCUUACCGACAUCUAAUGUUGGAGCAUCAGCAAAAUCAGCCAACAAAGGAAGUUGAAAAUGCGUACGUUGCUGCUUUAAGAAAGAAUGAUGUAUCUAGCUUGAAAUGGGUUGAAGGAUCACCUAAUGAUUUUUCGAAUCAAAGCUCAGAGCUAUGCACAGUUUACUAUGCACCAUUAAAGUUUCUUAAUUCUAAUGAUACAAUUCUAUCAGAAGACGAAGAAUCCUUUACUGGGAAUGAAUUUUCCGGCCGUGAUACGAAAGGUAAUCGAAUUAUGGCAAUGGUAACAUCAAAAGCUGUAGCCACGAAAUAUGUCGCUAGGAAAAAUUUAAUCUGGCCUGUACCAGAUUCCUGGACACUUGAAGAGGCAGCAACAGUUCCAUAUGCCUAUUCUACUGCUUACUAUGCUCUGGUAAUACGCGGGAACAUGAAGAAAGGCGAAACCAUUCUUAUUCAUGCUGGUUCUGAAAGUAUUGGACAAGCUGCUAUUUCUGUUGCUCUCAGCGCUGGGCUGACGGUUUUUACAACUGCUGAGAGCGAAGAUAAGAAGAAGUUCCUUAGAACUGUCUUCCCACAGCUAUCAGAGCGAUACAUUGGAAAUUCGCAAGAUUGUUCAUUUGAACGGAUGAUUAUGCGUGAAACUAAAGGGAAAGGUGUUGAUUUGGUACUGAAUUCUCUAACCGAUGAGAAACUUCAAGCAUCUAUUAGGUGCCUUGGACUAAAUGGACGGUUCUUACAUAUUGGUAAGUCUGAUUUUCUCCACAAAUGUUCCAUAUCUGCAUUUUCCAAAAAUAUCAGCUUUCAUGGAGUCUGCAUGGACCAUGUUUGUAAUGGAGAUACCGAAACUAUAACUAGAAUUAAAGAGCUCAUCAAUGAAGGAAUCCAAAGUGGUGCAGUACGGCCACUUGCCAGUACUGUCUUUAAUAGUCAGCAAUUAGACGAAGCUUUUCGUUUAAUCUCAACCAGAAAUUAUGUUGGGAAGGUGAUAAUUAAAGUUCGUGAUGAAGAAGAAGAAAAACAAAUAAUUCCAGCACCUAAGCUCAUAUUUGCCAUUCCCCGCACAUAUAUGCAUAAAAACAAAACUUAUAUAGUCCUUGGUGGACUGGGUGGAUUUGGACUGGAGCUAAUAAACUGGCUAAUAUCUAGAGGGGCAAGAAAUAUCAUUGCAACAUCUCGAAGUGGCAUUAAAACAGGCUACCAAUCCCUAAUGAUGCAACGAUGGAAGAAAAUAGGAGUAAAUGUGGUGGUAGACAAAAAUGAUGCAACAACACUGGAGAAAGCUCAACAGCUACUUAAGGAUGCUGGAAAAUUAGGUCCCGUAGGUGGAAUCUUCAAUUUAGCCGUUGUACUGCGUGAUGCUCUUUUUGAAAAUCAACAUCAAGCUGAUUUCGAAGCUGUUUGCCUACCCAAAGUGACUGUUACAAAAUUCCUCGAUGCUGCAUCACGAGAUCUCUGCCCAGAUUUAGAUCACUUCAUCUGCUUUUCCAGUCAAUCAUGUGGACGUGGCAAUAUUGGUCAGGUAAAUUACGGAUUGGCAAAUUCAGCAAUGGAGAGGAUAUGUGAGGCUCGCCAUGUAGCUGGGUAUCCUUGUACGAUCUUCCAGUGGGGUGCAAUCGGUGAUACAGGUAUAUCAAUUGAAAACGGGUUAGACAAUAAUACGGCUGUUGCUGGUACUCUACCCCAAAAGAUGGAAUCCUGUCUACGAACAAUUGAUCUCUUCCUGCAACAACCUCAUCCCAUUGUGGUUUCAUUGUUAAUAGCUGAUAAGAAGAAGGCAGACAGCACUGGUCAAUGGAGCAUUGCGACUUGCAUCGGAAAUAUCCUUGGAUUCAAGGAUCUAACUAAGAUCUCUAGCUCAUUGCCUUUGGCUGAUCUUGGUAUGGAUUCACUAAUGAGUGCAGAAAUCAGGCAAAUUCUCGAGAGAGAUUACGACUUGGUGAUGAAUCUACAGGAAAUUAGGCAGCUUACAUUUGAGAAAUUGAAUGAAAUUGAAAAGUUUUCUUAGUUAUUAUGUAAGGAUGCCUACCUAAUUGUAAUCAAAUUGAUAUAUUUGCAAGCAGAAAAAGAAAUCUUUAAAAGUUAAACGGUGUCAUCUUAUACAUAUUAGGCCUGGUUAAAUAAAGAAUUCAUGAAAAAAAUAAUUAAAUUGCACUCUGCGUUGAUACCACUGCUU